CGUUUCCCCCGCCAGACACCGUCCUCUGACUGUCCUCUCACUCACUCCCUGACUGUCAACCUCGGGUGUCAUUCCUUCACGCAAUUUAGCCGAGCUCGGUAACCCACUGUCCGUUAUUAUAAAGCGGUCAAAGAACAGUCCCUAUUCUAUUUUAUACCUGUCUGGAUUCUGUUGUGCUCUCCUGUGGGAUUUUACGCAUUUGUCUGUGGAACUUUGGAAGGAAAACGGAAGUAUGGCUGAGGCCGGGCGACCUGAGGACCAGUGUGACGAGGCGGUAGAGGAUGAGUUUGGGGAGAUAAUAAAAUGUCGAUCAGAUGAAAGAGAAGACGUUCAAAAGAAGACUUUCUCAAAAUGGAUAAACUCACAGUUUUCUAAGGCAGGGAAGCCCCCCAUCCAGGACCUCUUCACCGACCUGUGUGAUGGCCGUCGCCUGCUGGAGCUGCUGGAGGGACUGGCAGGUCACGAGCUGGUGAAGGAGAGAGGAUUUACGCGCGUCCACUCACUAAACAAUGUCAAUAGAGCGUUGCAGAUCCUACAGAAGAACAAUGUUGAACUGGUGAAUAUAGGAGGAGCCGACAUUGUUGAUGGGAAUCAUAAACUGAUUCUUGGACUCAUUUGGAGCAUAAUUCUCCACUGGCAGGUAAAGGAUGUGAUGAAGGAUGUGAUGGCAGGCCUACAGCAGACCAACAGUGAGAAGAUUCUGCUUAGCUGGGUGCGCCAGUCCACCAAGGACUAUCCCCACGUCAAUGUGGUCAACUUCUCCUCCAGCUGGUCCGACGGCCUGGCCUUCAACGCACUCAUCCACAGCCACAGGCCCGAGCUGUUUGAUUGGAGCAUUGUGGAGAAGCAGAAGAGUGCCAUGGAGAGAUUGGAUCACGCCUUCAGCAAGGCUGAGCAAACCCUGGGCAUAGACAGACUGCUGGACGCUGAGG
This is a messenger RNA of Oncorhynchus nerka (sockeye salmon), 932 nucleotides long. RefSeq names its product utrophin-like. Lineage: Eukaryota; Metazoa; Chordata; Actinopteri; Salmoniformes; Salmonidae. The annotation marks the transcript as partial. The record is from RefSeq and is a predicted model, not a curated record. Gene Ontology annotation, cellular component: cell junction; cell projection; cortical actin cytoskeleton. Gene Ontology annotation, molecular function: actin filament binding. Gene Ontology annotation, biological process: actin cytoskeleton organization; muscle cell development. The transcript has 7 exons.